Molecule: messenger RNA, 5737 nt
Organism: Zootermopsis nevadensis
Lineage: Eukaryota; Metazoa; Arthropoda; Insecta; Blattodea; Termopsidae
Source: RefSeq, a predicted model, not a curated record
AAAAAUGCAAAUUAAAAUCAUAGGAAAACAAGAACUGAAAAUUUAGAGGAUUUUCCCUUAGCAUAACACUCAUACGAAAUUUCAUAAAAAUCCCUCCAACUAUUUUCAAGUCAUCAUAUGGGUCUUUCGUCAGUGUUGUUGCGCUAUCAACCAUCACGUUGGUACUAGGAAAUUAGAAAUUAUUAAUUUGGAGUAUUUUCCCGUGGCACAAUAACCAUGCAAAUCUUAGUAUUUUGAUGACGUGUAUAUUGAACCACAGGAAAUCGAACUAGUUCUUAUACAAUUUCUUAUGGCGCUACGAUUCAGAUGUUCUAACGUAACAGUAACGCAGAAAAAUCCCCGAGAAAAUACUGUACACGGUUUCAAAUCUUGGAGGAUCUAUGGAAAUGUAAAUAAGUUUAUUCUAUUCUUGACGUUAAUUCAUUCUCAUGAAUUAUGCACAGAAACUGAAGGCAACCAUUCACGGAGAAACUCAAAGAGACAGAGAAAAUUAACGUCUCAAACGCAUCCUUUCUCGAUCAAUCGUUCGUUUAAUUAACGACCAGAAAACUCUGGAGCGCCACAUCUAAAACGCACCCUUUCGUUUCUUGGCGGUCAUUUUGCUGGUGUGUGUAUUCUUUCGUUGUGUGAUAUAUUUUUGUACAAUUCAAAGUGAAAUGCCGAAGAAUGUGUAUUACUAAAUAUAUAAAUAAUGUAGGAACUGUGUCGUGUUUCGGUUAUACGUUUCCAAUAUAUCUACAUACAUUAUCAAUUUCUUGUAAUGUACGCGUCACGAGACCAAUAUUCCUGUGAAGCAGACAAGUUGCACCAGCACACGACAGCGCUCAUCGUACGUCACCGGUGCGGUCCUCGGCGCAGAACACUUUUUAAGAAGCGGAAACAGUUGCGGGACGUCCUGAGCGAGAGUCGCCAUCUUGCCGAUCACGAACGACCUCCGAUUCUUCUUUGGAGGACGCCUUCUUGUCUGACAGUCACGACACAAGAGUGAACCAGAUGGUGGGCCCCGACGGAGCACGGAGCGAUCAGCAGCACUGACGUGGGGCAGCUGGGUGAUGUCAGAAGGUCGAGACUGACAUGGCUAUGAGAGCUGGAGUCUAGCAGGAGACAGUGAUUUUUAGUCUCAGACUUCACAACAAUGCUCCAUCGGACGUCAUCGCGAAGGCGCAGAGCGUCUCGCAGUGCUGGAAGCAGUUCGGCGAGCUCUCCACAGAGGGGGACACUUCCAUCCCGCUCCACAAGAGGCAGCACCAAUACCAAUGCGAGGGCACGUCGAGCGAGUGUUGCUGUGGGAGCCUCUGACAGCCGAAGCUCGACAACGGAGUACGAAGGCGGAGGUGUCUCCCCGAAUAGAAGCCCGCGAGGCAGUAUCGGAGGCGAUGUCGUCUCGGAACCAAACCGGAGUCCCAGACACAGUCUCGUCCCGGAAACGCCCAGGACGAGUCCCAGAAACAGUUUGAUCCCCGAUCAGAAUCGAAGCCCAAGAAACAGUUUAAUUCCGGAUUCGAACCGGAGUCCAAGAAAUAGUUUAAUUCCGGACUCGAACCGAAGCCCAAGAAACAGUUUAAUUCCGGAUUCAAACCGGAGUCCAAGAAACAGUUUAAUUCCGGAUUCAAACCGGAGUCCAAGAAACAGUUUAAUUCCGGAUUCAAACCGGAGUCCAAGAAACAGUUUAAUUCCGGAUUCAAACCGGAGUCCAAGAAACAGUUUAAUUCCGGAUUCGAACCGGAGUCCAAGAAACAGUUUAAUUCCGGAUUCGAAUCGGAGUCCAAGAAACAGUUUGAUUCCGGAUUCAAACCGGAGUCCAAGAAACAUUAUAACUCCGGAUUCAAACCGGGGUCCAAGAAACAGCUUGACUCCGGAAACGUUUAACCGGAGUGCAAGGGGAAGCCUGAUACUGGAAGGAGGAGGUAGGAGGAGUCCACGGGGAAGCAUCGUCUCUGCUGCUGGAAUAGUAGAGGCCACUUUGGAGCGUGGUCCUGGCUUCUUGGACACAGAGCUGCCAGGCACGUCCCGUGGUACAGAGAGCCUCACUAGGAGCCUUUCCCCGUACAGAAUGUCCGUGUCUGCUAGGGGAGCUCAGAUAAACCUUGGAUACAGCGGCACGUCCUCCUGGACAGACGUCGAAUCUCGACGAGCAAGCAGUAAUGUCAGCCAGGUGUCUGCUGACGACAGGCGCCAUUUGUGUGAGCGCACGAAACUCACCUCUGAUAUGGGGCUCACUGCCUGCGGUUCUGUGGUCUUUCAGCUGAAGGACGCCAACAUGGAAGCUUCAGGAACCUGUGACUUUGUGUGCCGGGCGCUACGUAUCGUGUACAAGACAGUUGUGGUCACAGUGGCGCUGGUGUGUCUGACGUCACUUCCGUUGAUAAUGCUCAUCAUGGGGGUGCAGUUUCUGCGGGACUGCCCCGUGGAGCCUCACGUUCCAGUGUACAUGCUGGUAGGCGGAAGUUUCGGCACGCUCAAGAUGCUGUGGUUGCUAUGGAGACAGAUAAGGUCGCGGCGUUACGAGCUCCUGGACCUCACAACUCCCGUCUCGAGUAUGGACGACGGCGCACUAACGCCAUCUGCUGGUACGCGGGUGGUGUCAGCGGCUCUGUCCCUCUUCCUCGCCGUUUGGUUUGCGCUGGGGAACUACUGGGUCCUCCACAUCGCCUGGCCCGAGUACGAGCCGACGCUGUUCGAACCCAACAGAUGGUGCCACAAGACGCUGUACCUGUUUGCACUAGUUCACCUCGCUGUCGUCUACUCUGUGUUGGCGCUGCUGUUGAUUGUUACCGUCACGUUCUUUUGUUGUCAGUUGUUAGCGUGUCCUUUAUUUAUCCGGUAUAAGUAGGACAGGGGCCCGGGCCCUCGGCCGACCUUACUCGUAGAGGACACUGCAGUGUGAUUAUGCUUUAUCGGCUUGUGCUCUGAGUCUUAUUCUUCCAGUGGGUAGUCAGUGUCAAUUUGUUGGUAAUUCUGAAAUUAUACCGCUUUUAGGAGCUGAAAUUUCGUUUAGAAAAACUACGGGAGUAGCCAAUUAAAACCUAAUUGUUCUAUUUAAUUGCAACGGCAUGUUCUACAGAAAUUAGAAAUGGCCGUAAUAUAUUAUUCAUGUGUUUUUGUAUUUAUAAGUGUUCCUUCAUUGUCAGACCUCGUGGCUUUUGGCUACAAAUAAUUUUUACGUUUGAAGAUUACAGCUCUCAAACUUUCGUACUUUUUCGGAAGAUAAAUUGCGGAUUGGUUUAUUAUUUACAUCUGAUAAUGGAAUACAGGUUCGCGAUUUGAUUGUACGCGUUUCAGAUACUGAUGACCUUGAAAUUUCAAAUAAAAUGUUUCGUUAUUAAACGAAUUUUAGUGUUUUAAAUUCGGUGCCAUCUUACGGAAUAUCUGGGAACUGCUACCGCCUGUCAGUUAGUUGCCCAGUUCCUCGUUUCUCACCGCGUCGCUGGCUACGCAACAAUGCGUCUUGUUCGUGGCUACAAUUGUGAAAGGUUUGACUAUGAAAUGUUUUAUCAUAGAAACAAGCGAACAACGAAAGGACGUGUUUUUUUUUUAAAUUUUCUGUUCAACAUCUCUUCCUGCUGUCUUUCAUCGAAAGUGUAGAAUUUUACGUGACGUAAACUGAGUGUAGUGAUCUUUGGUUUCCGUCUAAGAACUGUACCAUAUGUAUCUCAUUUAAGAUGUUUACAGUUAAACAUCUUUGCGGUAAAUUUACUGUUAUGUCUGUACAUAAUUCCCUCAUUAUGGUCAGUGCAGAAUUUGAAAGCCCGUAGCAUCCAUUAGAGUUUCUGCACGUUAGAAGUGUACGAAUGCACGAGUUUAUAUGAAAUUAUGGAAAUUAAUGACUAAAUUGGUGCAUUUAAAGAAAUAUAUUAAAAUUCCGACGAUGUGUACAUAUCUUGUGACGUACAUAAAGUACAUAGUAGUAUUCUGAAGUAUAGGAAAUUUCGCCUGUAGGGAUUUCUGAUAUCAAUCAUGCUGAAACACCAAGAUUGUAAGCGUAAUAGUUCUGAUUUGUUUCAGUGUUGUAUUAGAGUGUGUGUGUGUGUGUGAGCUAGUGAAUUAGGGGCUUAAUUGUUUUACUGAAGGACCCGUAGUUCGAGUAGAAAACUUGGUCUACUAAAGAGUGAUCACUCUGUAACCAGUUAAUAUUUCUGGGGACCGAAGGAAUUACGGACCAUUCUGUAGAUAAUUUAUCUAGCCGUGUCGUACUCUAAUUCGUGUGUCAAUCAAACAUAAAAGAGAAUUAAUACAAUAGCAGUUGGUAUUACUGACCAAAUUGUGCAUUAAAUAGAUCUAGUUUAUUAUUGAAUGUAAUAGAAAAAAAUUGAUGGUGAAUAUUUAGGGAGUAAUUUAUAAAGAGAGGACCAAAUAAAACAGAAUUGUAGGAUUUAAUGAAGGAAUGCUUAAUUAGAUUUUUAUAAUAGACUGGUUAGAAAAGGAAUUAAAGUGACCGUCUGUAUCUUAUAUCAUGCAACAAAUCAAUUAUAUAGACUCCGUAGGUUUAGCGUUAAUGUACAAUGUGCAAGAUGAAAUAAUUAAUGAAUUCGGUUUUGUAAUUUAUGAAGGGAAAGUCGUAAUGGUAUUUGUGCGAUGUCGUCAGUCUGAGAAUUUUUACGCUGUAGUAAUAUCCUCGGAUUUAUUCCACUGCGGACUCGUCUCGACUUAUAUUAGUUAGUGAUUAUCUAACAAACUUUAAAAUAACGGUAACGUAAUGUUAUCAAACAUAUUCUGGCUACUUCUACACGAAAUAAAAAUUUUAUUCAACUAAUCUUUUCUUGCGCACGUAACGUGAUAACUAAUGAUGCAGAAUUUAAUUAAAUUAUUGGAUAUUUAAAUUUAAUUUAUAUUUAGGGUGAAAUCUGCGACGGUUUGAGUGUUGACGAGCGGUACGAGGCACUGGAAUCGGACGUGACGUCAUAAUCUUCGCACUGUGUAAUUCAGAUAUCGCAGAUAAACGAGCCGAGUUUACAAACAGCUGAGGCCGCAAAUUGCAGUUUUGAAACAGUUGUUAAAUGAAAUAAUUAUAAAAUACGAGAGUCAGAAUUUUGUAAUCACAUGCCAUUUGAAUUGUCACUAUGACGUAAAAUUUGGGCUUGUGAAGUGUCAUAUAGUCUGUGACCUGUGAAUGAAUUUCAAUCUGGAUUCGCAGACCGUGAAAAUGAAAACGCCAAGAAUAUUUGUCAGGUGUGAUAAUUCUCAGGAUUUAGGAAAGAGGCGUCUUGAGAGAAAGGUUAGAUUUUCCUCUGUCGUAUGAGAUCGAAGGAGCCAACAUUGCCAUUUGUGUUUGAAGUUUCGGAACAUUAAGUGGGACAAAUAGAAUGGAAAUGUUGAAUGUAUUUGUAAAUAAUAUGGGUAUUUAGUUUAUAUUUGCUUGCGGCAUGCUGAAGGCUAUAACCCAGCUCACCGUUAAUAUAUAAGCGCAAUGAUAUGGACAGAAUAAGAUACUCGAUAGAUCGCACUUACAGAUUCCCUGUUACAAUUCUCAUAAGUUUGCUUAAUCAGUAAUUAAAAGUUUAAAACAACGAACCUACCAGUAAACAUCUCCUACUAUAGAACAAUAUUACGACUUCCUGUUUUAUUUUUCUGAGUUAUAGAAGUGAUUACAAGAAUUACAGUAUUUUGGUUUAUAACGUUUUACCCGUGGGAAAUUUUGUAAGAGACGUUACCUGUUGGCAAACAUGCAUCGAAAGUCCAUGAAUAACAAUGUGACAGUGGACCUAAUGCAACGUAAAGAGUGUACAUACAAUAUAUA